Messenger RNA from Ficedula albicollis (Collared flycatcher), 991 nucleotides. RefSeq names its product olfactory receptor 8J2-like. Gene Ontology annotation, molecular function: olfactory receptor activity; G protein-coupled receptor activity; odorant binding. Gene Ontology annotation, biological process: sensory perception of smell; G protein-coupled receptor signaling pathway. Gene Ontology annotation, cellular component: membrane. Lineage: Eukaryota; Metazoa; Chordata; Aves; Passeriformes; Muscicapidae. The record is from RefSeq and is a predicted model, not a curated record.
AUGGGAGGAAACUACACACAGCCCAGAUUCAUCCUCCUGGAAAUUACAGACUCUCCCUGGGCACAGGCCCCUCUUUUUGGGCUCUUUCUGUUGAUUUACAUCAUCACUUUGGCCAGGAACAUUGGGCUGAUAUUCUUGGUUUGGGUGGCUCCCAGCCUCCACACCCCCAUGUACUUCUUCCUCACCCACUUUUCCCUGGCCAACAUCUGCUAUUCCACCAUCAUCUCCCCCAAAAUGCUCACGGAUCUGUUAUUUGGGAAUAAAACCAUUUCCUGGGCUGGCUGUGUGACACAGCCUUCCAACCUCUUUGCUCUCUUUGUCACGGCCGAGUGUCACCUCCUGGCUGCCAUGGCCUACAACCGGCACAUGGCCGUCUGCCACCCCCUGCGGUACGUCCUGGCCGUGUCCCCCCAGGCCUGCUGGCAGCUGGUGGCCUGGUCCUACCUCGUGGCUUCCCUCAGUGCCCUCCUCUACACCUGCUGCACCUUUGGGGGCUCCUUCUGUGGGCCCCGCUGGGUCGACCACUUCUUCUGUGACGCCAGCCCCGUGCUGAGGCUGGCGUGUUCCGACAGUGAGCUCACCAUCUUCGCCCUGGCCACCACCAACGGGCUGGGCACCAGCGUGGUCAUCCUGCUCUCCUACGGCCGCAUCCUCCGCACCGUGCUGCGGAUGUGCUCGGCACCCAGCAGGGCCAGAGCCUUCCACACCUGCGCCUCCCACCUGGCGUCUGUGUCCGUGUUCUACGGCACCCUGUUCUUCAUGUAUCUGCAGCCAGCGUCCUGGCACGGCAGCCGGGACAAGGUGGCCUCUGUCUUCUACACUGCGGUCAGUCCCAUGCUCAACCCUUUCAUCUACAGCCUGAAGAACAAGGAGGUGAUAGCAGCACUAGAGAAGUGCAGGAGGAGGAUGUUAAACCUCUGCCGGCAUCAGAGAGGUGCAGCUCAUGGCAUCAGGGAAUCCUGGAAUGGUUUGGGAUGGAAGGGAUCUUAAA